AUGGCCAAAGGCAAUCAGUCAGCAGUGACUGAAUUCAUCCUGUUGGGACUCACAGAUAACCCACAGCUUCAAACCUUUCUCUUUGGUAUCUUCCUAGUGAUCUACUUAGUUAGUGUCAUUGGUAAUCUGGGUUUGAUUGUGCUAAUUCAGAUUAGUCCUCAGCUUCACACCCCCAUGUAUUUUUUUCUCAACCAUCUGGCUCUGAUCAAUUUUUCUUUUACUUCAACUGUCACCCCGAACACCUUAGUGAACUUUUUCCGUGAAGUGAAAAGUAUAACAUUUUAUGCAUGUGCCACCCAGGUGUGUUGCAUUGUCACCUUUGUGGUUUGUGAAAUCUAUGUGCUCUCCAUCAUGGCAUAUGAUCGAUACGUUGCCAUCUGCAACCCCUUGCUCUAUGUCAUUCUCAUGCCGAGGAAACUCUGUGUUCGAAUGAUUGCCAGCACGUAUGUUUAUAGCUUCACUGUGGGUCUGUUACAAACCGCGGCUACGUUCCACUUGUCUUUUUGUGACCACAAUGUUGUCAACCACUGCUACUGUGAUGACGUUCCUCUGGUUGCGUUAGCUUGCUCUGACACCCAAGUCAAUGAACUAUUGCUGCUAAUUAUUGCUGGGUUCAAUACGCUUUCCUCUCUAGCGAUUGUGUUAAUUUCUUAUGGCUUCAUUCUCUUUGCCAUCUUGAGGAUCCAUUCUGCUGAAGGAAGGCAGAAAGCCUUUUCCACCUGUGCGUCCCACCUGACCUCCAUCACAAUAUUUUAUGGGACCGUCAUUUUUAUGUAUCUACAGCCCAAGUCAAGCCAUUCUCUGAAUACGGAUAAAUUUGCUUCUGUGUUUUAUGUAGUGGUAAUUCCUAUGCUAAACCCUUUGAUCUAUAGCUUGAGAAAUCAGGAGGUGAAAAACGCACUGAAGAGAAUUGUAGAAAAAUUAUGUUUGGCUAUCAGAUAA
Messenger RNA from Elephantulus edwardii (Cape elephant shrew), 942 nucleotides. RefSeq names its product olfactory receptor 5AL1-like. Lineage: Eukaryota; Metazoa; Chordata; Mammalia; Macroscelidea; Macroscelididae. The record is from RefSeq and is a predicted model, not a curated record. Gene Ontology annotation, biological process: G protein-coupled receptor signaling pathway; sensory perception of smell. Gene Ontology annotation, molecular function: olfactory receptor activity; G protein-coupled receptor activity; odorant binding. Gene Ontology annotation, cellular component: membrane. The transcript has a single exon. The coding region runs from base 1 to 942 and encodes 313 amino acids.